CAUCUGGACAUUGGAUAUAUACAGAAUAGAGUGAUGAAGGCCAGGAAUGUAUUCACAUGUCUCUUAUUAGUAAGCCUGUAUUACCAUCACACUACAUCUCAGCCUCAGUGUCACGUGGUUCAUGGACGUGACUGUUCACAUAUAUGGGACAAGAAUAAUGCUUCCACCAGUGGAAUAUACCGGAUACAUCCCAUAGCAACUAACUUCUCUUUCGAAGUAUUCUGCGAAAUGUCUACAAAUGGAGGCUGGACACUUAUACAAAGACAUGAUGGAUCGGACGCAUUAGACUUUGACAGAACGUUCAAAGAAUAUCAAAAUGGAUUUGGUAAACUACAAGGUGAACUCUGGCUUGGACUCAAAUACUUUUAUGCCCUGACACAACAAACAGACAGACCUGCCAAACUGCACAUCAGUAUCGGGAGCUUCGAUGGUAAAGAAGCAUAUGCCGAAUACAACCCCUUCAGUGUAGGCAAUGAAGACAGUUCCUAUAAAUUAUCGGCAGGAAAAUACUCCGGUACCGCAGGAGAUGCCUUCUCUGGGGAUCCAGCAGUUAAAGGCUCCAACCAACAUGGCAGCAACUUCAGCACUUGGGAUCAUCCCACCGACAACUGUGAUGGGUCAUGUCUAGUAGGGGACAUGAGGUUCCUCAGCUGCAGUGAAAUAGUCAGUUCAGGUUGGUGGUUUAACGCCUGCGGAUUAGCAAAUCUGAACGGAAUUUGGCGCAAACCACCAAGAUAUAAAAAUUAUGCCUCAUCAGUGUCGUGGCCAACCUGGAAAGUGAGAGAGUCCUUGAAAUUCAGCAGAAUGUACCUGAUUCAUCACUAGCAGAUUCUACUGCAUUGAGAAAUAUGUCAUUUACAGUCAAAUGUUGGCCCCCCGAAAUUUUUCAUGAAAAUUAAGUAUUUAUCAUGAAAAGGAUUGCAGGGAUACAUGAUUUGCUAUACACACGUUUAUUCCCUUUGUGUGUAUUGGAACUAAACCAAAAAAUGGAGGAAAAAAAGCAAAUUGGACAUAAUGUCACCAAACUCCAAAAAUGGGCUGGACAAAAUUAUUGGCACCCUUAACUUAAUAUUUGGUUGCACACCCUUUGGAAACAAUAACUGAAAUCAGUGGCUUUCUAUAACCAUCAAUAAGCUUCUUACACCUCUCAGCCGGGAUGUUGGACUCUUCCUUUACAAACUGCUCCAGGUCUCUUAUUGGAAGGCGCCUUUUCCCAACAGUAAUUAUAAGAUCUCUCCACAGGUGAUCAAUGGGAUUUAGAUCUGGACUCAUUGCUGCCACUUCAGAACUCUCCAGCGCUUUGUUGCCAUCCAUUUCUGGGGGCUUUUUGAUGUAUGUUUGGGGUCAUUGUCCUGCUGGAAGACCCAAGAUCUCGGACACAAACCCAUCUUUCUGACACUGGGCUGUACAGUGCGACCCAAAAUCCAUUGGUAAUCCUCAAAUUUCAUGAUGUCUUGUAUACAUUCAAGGCCCCCAGUGCCAGAGGCAGCAAAACAACCCAAAACAUCACUGACCUCCCCCAUAUGUCACUGUAGGUCCUGUGUUCUUUUCUUUGUAGGCCUCAUUCCGUUUUCGGUGAACAGUAGAAUGAUGGGCUUUACCAAAAAGCUCUGUCUUGGUCUCAUCUGUGCACAAGACAUUUUCCCAGAAGGAUUUUGGCUUACUCAAGUUCAUUUUGUCAAAAUGUAGUCUUGCUUGUUUAUGUCUCUGUGUCAGCAGUGGGGUCCUCCUGGGUCUCCUCCAUAGUGGGGUCCUCCUGGGUCUCCUCCAUAGUGGGGUCCUCCUGGGUCUCCUGCCAUAGCGUUCCAUUUAAUUUAAAUGUCGACGGAUAGUUUGCGCUGACACUGAUGCUCCCUGAGCCUGCAAGACAGCUUGAAUAUCUUUGGAACUUGUUUGGGGCUGCUUAUCCACCAUCCGGACUAUUCUGCAUUGACAUCUUUCAUCAAUUUUUCUCUAUCGUCCACGCCCAGGGAGAUUAGCUACAGUGCCAUGGGUUGCAAACUUCUUGAUAAUGUUGCGCACUGUGGAUAAAGGCAAAUCUAGAUCUCUGGAGAUGGACUUGUAACCUUGAGAUUGUUGAUAUUUUUCCACAAUUUUGGUUCUCAAGUCCUCAGACAGUUCUCUUCUGCUUUCUGUUGUCCAUGCUUAGUGUGGGACACAGAUACACAAUGCAAAGACUAAAUUAACUUCUCUCCUUUUUAUCUGCUUUCAGGUAAGAUUUUUAUAUUUCCCACACCUGCGACUUGCCCCAGGUGAGUUUAAAGGGGUUAUCCAGGAAAAAACUUUUUUUUAUAUA
Messenger RNA from Hyla sarda, 2296 nucleotides. RefSeq names its product fibrinogen-like protein 1. The record is from RefSeq and is a predicted model, not a curated record. Bases 34 to 825 code for a protein of 263 amino acids. Lineage: Eukaryota; Metazoa; Chordata; Amphibia; Anura; Hylidae. The transcript has 7 exons.